This is a messenger RNA of Colletotrichum higginsianum IMI 349063, 1215 nucleotides long. RefSeq names its product Ubiquitin-conjugating enzyme. The record is from RefSeq and is a predicted model, not a curated record. NCBI's taxonomy places the organism in Eukaryota, Fungi, Ascomycota, Sordariomycetes, Glomerellales, Glomerellaceae. The transcript has 4 exons. Bases 1 to 1215 code for a protein of 404 amino acids.
AUGACGAGUCUGCGAAUGGGCAGCAUGCCGUCACUGAGACGGCAGCACCUCCUUGCCGAAUUUGCCGGCCUGAAACAGGCUUGUCCCGAAGGUGUCUUUGUGAGCCUAACCCCCGGGGACCCGAUGCUGUGGUCAGGAGUCAUGUUCGUGAGGCAUGGUAUGGAAUCCUGGGACAUUGCCAUGACGGGUGACAUGCGCGGAAACGGCAAGACUGAGAUGCAUACAGGACCUUAUGCCACGGCUAUCCUCAGAUUUCAAAUAUCAUUUCCGGAUACUUACCCACGCCUGCCGCCACUCGUUACCUUCUCAACAGACAUGUUCCAUCCCUUGAUAACACCAUUGACGACGUACAUGUACACCACCGACAUCCAGGACAACGGCACCGUCAGCGCCACCGACGCCGAGAGACUUCCACCCGGCGGCUUCAGCUUGCGACACGGAUUCCCGGCAUGGUUUGGGAGGGGCAGCCGGAGCAAUGUGGGAAGCAGACAGAUCAGCGGCCAGCAACAACCGCCCGCAACGCCCGCCAAGCACGGCGCGUCCAGCACCGCGACGACGCCGAGCUCAAAGGCCACGCCAUUGGGUGGCCGGCCGGGGUAUCUUGACACGUCGAGGCGGGACGUUUCAACGUACGAGGUCUUGCGGUACAUCCGGAGCACGUUCGACGACGAGAGCGUGCUGGACUCGGUGCCACUUGAGGCGGCAGGGAAUCCUGGUGCUUGGCAUGCGUGGAGGACGCGUCAGCGGCAGGCAGGCAAGGUGUUUACCGGUGACCCCGUUCCUCAAGAGAGAGAAGACGAGGAAACGGGGCCUGGGGACAGUGCCGAGGGAAAAAAGGACCAGGAGGAGAAAAAUGAGGAGAACCCUCCUGCUCCUCCUGCGCCAGAGACGAAAUCGGCCAGCAGUGAGUUCGCCAUUGCGAGGAAGCCUAUCAGCAUCGGGAGUUCUGUCGCUGCGGUUCCUAGGAAGCCCGGGGACUGGAACUGGGAAGGCGUGUGGGAAGACCGAGUGCAGAAGGGCAUCACAGCCUCUCUUUCGGAGGCGGUUCUUUACGGAGCGGCGUCGGUAGGCGGCGAUGACCUCAUCAACUUUCUUCCGAUGGAGGAGAGUGAUGUGAAACUCACCGUAGGUAACUUGCUGCGCACAUUGGGGAAAAGCGGCGCUGCGACCCCUGAAAAACGUAGUAGCAUACAGAGCGUGCCUGCGACGGAAUGA